AUGGCGACCUCUGAUCGAAAAAGAGAUAGAAAUCAGACGAAUUCGAAAUCUAAGACAGCAGUCACAUCAAAUAGCGUUAGCGAGGAACAUUUCCAUGACUAUAUAUCGGCUGAUGAAGACUUUACAGCUAUACCUGUCACCCCCAGCAAAUCACCUGCUCAAAAGAAAGGUAAAUCGGAGCAGUUACCUACUUCAGCCGCUGUAAGGGAGAGCUCUGAUAUAGUCCUACAACUCUCGCAACUCAUUAACUCCAGAUCUGAUGCGUUGGAGAAACUGGUCUCUGACAACACCCUGCGAAUUGAGGGACUUAAGAAAACUAUUGACUUUGCAUCUGCUGAGAUAAAGGACAUUAAGGAGAAAUCUGCAGUUCUUGAAAAGCGCAUCGCCAACAAUGAUGCGCGCCUGGGCUCAGCUGAGUUGCGUAUAGCAGAUUUAGAGAGUUAUUCACGAAGAUGGGAUCUCUGUUUAUUCGGAGUUCCGGAGGCAGAUAAAGAAGAUGUGCGCCAAGAAGUUAUUGGUAUAUGUCAAGCUGUCCUACCUGCAGAGAAGGCUAAACUUCCUUGUCUCAUUGACACAGUGCAUCGUCUGGGCCAGAAGAAGGGAAAGGAGCUGUCCAAUAUUGAUAAACCCAGAGGAAUAAUUAUUCAGUUUACAUCCAGGGUAAUUCGCGACUCUGUGUGGAAAGCGGCAAAAAGGUCUGAAUACCUGAGGAGUCACGGUCUGCGUUUUGCGGAAGAUCUAUCUAAAAUGGACAGAGCACGACGUCUCCAGCUAUGGCCUGCAGUAAAUGAAGCCCGUCUUCAAGGAAAACCUGCUUACUUUGUUGGUGGACGUGCCUUUGUUGCCGGGAUCGAAAUUAACCCACCAUGAGAGAUGAGGAAAGAGUCUCAUUCGAUUCCUGAUGAUGUGCGUUUCUGGAGGACUCAAUGGGGUAACGACAUCUGGUGUGCGCAUGGAUCUGAGCGCUCCGCCGGUGUCGUCACUUUAAAGAACAGAUUCACCGAGGAGAUUUUGCAUACACAACGUGACGGAUCUGGACAUUUUUUGUGCCAAACUCUCAAAAUUCAUGGUUCUAUAUUGCUCAUUGCGAAUGUUUAUGGAUAUAAUUCUAAAAGUGAAAACGAUCAUUUAUUUGAAACUUUAGAAGAGCAUAUCCUUCAUGGACUGUCGCAAUUCCAGGAUCUUUCUCUUAUCAUAGGGGGUGAUUUUAAUACUGUUAUGGACUGUUCUCUCGAUUGUUUACCAGCAGGUCCAUCUUAUAAUCAAAAUACAAACCUUAAACGUUUCAUGGAGAGAUUCAAUUUGGUUGAUAUAUGGAGGUCUACGUUUCCUGAUUCGUUAACAUAUACUUGGAGCAACAAAUCUGGUAACAGGCAAUCUCGAAUAGAUUAUUGGUUAG
Molecule: messenger RNA, 1399 nt
Organism: Rhinichthys klamathensis goyatoka
Lineage: Eukaryota; Metazoa; Chordata; Actinopteri; Cypriniformes; Leuciscidae
Exons: 2
Coding region: 1-870 (289 amino acids)
Source: RefSeq, a predicted model, not a curated record